Molecule: messenger RNA, 2321 nt
Organism: Lacerta agilis (Sand lizard)
Lineage: Eukaryota; Metazoa; Chordata; Lepidosauria; Squamata; Lacertidae
Gene: BBS4
Product: Bardet-Biedl syndrome 4
Exons: 16
Coding region: 99-1658 (519 amino acids)
Biological process (GO): protein localization to cilium; cilium assembly
Cellular component (GO): ciliary basal body
Molecular function (GO): protein binding
Source: RefSeq, a predicted model, not a curated record
CAUCCGGGUUCCUCGAGCGGCGCGGGGAAACCUUCCGCGUUUUCUGGUAACCAUAGCAACGAGCGGCUUGCCGGGCCUGGUUGAGAAACUGAGGAGCCAUGGCGGAGGUGGCCGUACGACCGCCUGCAUCCUUCCCAGCAUCCAAAGAACCUCCAAGAGCUCGCUCAGCAAGAGUGCCAGAACUGCGCAGUCUGGAGAGCAGGAAUUGGCUGAUCCACUUGUACUACAUUCGCAAAGACUAUGAUUCGUGUAAGAUUCUUAUAAAAGAGCAGCUCCAAGAGACCCGUGGGAUAUGUGAAUAUGCAGUCUAUGUUCAAGCUUUGAUAUUUCGCUUGGAAGGGAAGAUUCAUGAAUCACUUGAGCUUUUCCAGACUUGUGCUAUUCUUACGCCCCGGAGUGCAGACAACCUCAAGCAGGUGGCGCGAUCGCUGUUUCUUUUGGGAAAACACAAAGCAGCCAUUGAAGUGUACAACGAUGCGGCCCAAUUCAACGAGAAGGACUGGGAGAUCUGCCACAACUUGGGUGUCUGCUACAUGCACCUGAAGCAUUUCAACAAGGCAAAAGAUCAGCUAAAUAAUGCCCUGGAGCUCAACCGACAUGACCUGACGUACAUGAUGCUGGGGAAGAUCCACCUGUUGGAGGGGCAGACGGACAAAGCCAUUGAAGUCUAUAAGAAAGCAGUGGAGUUCUCUCCGGAAAACACAGAGCUCCUUACAACUCUGGGCUUGCUCUACCUGGAGCUCGAGGUUCAUCAGAAAGCCUUUGAGUAUCUUGGGAAUGCACUCACGUAUGACCCCAGCAACUAUAAGGCCAUCUUGGCAGCUGGCAGCAUGAUGCAGACACAUGGAGACUUUGACGUAGCCCUCACCAAGUACCGAGUGGUCGCUUGUGCUGUUCCUGAAAGCCCCCCGCUCUGGAACAACAUUGGAAUGUGCUUCUUCGGCAAAAAGAAAUAUGUGGCGGCCAUCAGCUGCCUGAAACGAGCAAACUACCUUGCUCCCUUUGACUGGAAGAUUCUGUACAACCUUGGCCUCGUCCAUCUGACAAUGCAGCAGUAUGCCUCUGCGUUCCACUUCAUCAGUGCUGCCAUCCAUCUCCAGCCAAAGUUGGCAGAACUCUACAUGUUGCUAGCAGUUGCUUUGACAAAUCUUGAAGAUUUAGAGAAUGCCAAACUCGCCUAUCAGAAAGCUUCAGCGCUGGACACGUUCAGCCCGCUGAUAAAUCUGAACUAUGCAAGCCUGCUCUACAAUCAGGGGGAUAAGAAGGGGGCUGUUCUCCAGUACCAUGAGAUGAAAAGAAAGGUUCAUGCAUUAGUGGAUAGCACACUGGAGUUUGACCCUGAGAUGGUGGAUGUAGCUCAGAGACUAGGUGCUGCCUUGCAACUGGGAGAGGUUGCAGUCUGGGCUAAACCUGCUAAAGAUUCCAAAUCAAAGCAGCGAGCAACUGCAUCUAGCAAAUCCUCUAGCGCACAGCCUUUGGGCUCUAACCAAGCCCUGGGACAGGCUAUGUCUUCUGCAGCUGGAUAUGCCAAGACCAUGAUUCCAGGUACUGGAACUCAGCUGGCAAAGCCAUUGGAGCCUAAGACUGCCUCUGAUCCAGAGAAAUCUGCAUCUGCUGAAGGGCAGGAGCCACCUAUGGAACAAGAAAAGGAAACCUGAAGGGACUACUAGGACAGCUUGUAGAGCUGCAGAACUUGCCCUGCUAGUGAGGAGCAAGAUGUGUAAAGUUAGUAUCACCCAAGCCUUGCUCCAGCAAGGGGUUCUCCCUCCAUCCUUGAGCCAGCAGGAUGCUUGGGAACUGUUUAAAAUCUACUUUCUUCAGUAUUCCAAAUUAAAAGGAUUAUGAAAGAUGCCCUCAACAGCAAAUGAAAUUUGGGAGUAGUCCUGGAAAAAGUUAGCUCUUAGCAGCAAGAGAAGUUGGGUUUUACAAGUUACUGACAGAAAAACACACAAUUGUGAAGAGAUGCCGUAAAAAUGGAGACUGCAGCAUUCCUUGUGCUUUUGUCUUGCCCUCUCCUAACAUAUCUGUACCGAUAGUAGCCAGUGGUUAACUACUUAAGGGCGGCCUGAAGCAUCUGCUACUGUACUCUCUCAAACUAAGUUCUCCGAGGUUGUCAAAUUUUGAAUGGAUUAAGCUAUUGCUUUAGGAUCCCAGAAGGAUCAAGCAGACCAAUGACCAGCAAAUAUCUUCCUUCUCCUAUCACUGAAUGAUGGUAUUUAUCACUACAGCCAAUUUGGCUGAAUUACUUUAUAUAUAGGGGGAGGUUUUUAAAAGAUGUAAAUAGAAAUAUUUAAUAAAAGGAUUGAAACGCUUCUAUUUAA